GUGCGCCCACAUGUGGACAGGUCACAGGGGUAACGGGGCUGUUGGACGCCGGGUAGUUGGUUAAAUGAGAUUCCUGCAGUUACUCAGUAAUUUCUUCCAAACCGACUGUCUUUUCGCUCAGAGGACGAAGCUCGAAGGGUAACGACACCGGCAGACAUGUCGUACUGCAGGCAAGAGGGAAAAGAUCGGAUCAUCUUUGUGACCAAGGAAGAGCACGAGUCACCAAGCAAUGCAGAGCUGAUUGCAGAUGACCCGAACGAUCCUUAUGAGGAACAGGGUCUGAUCUUGCCCAGUGGUGACAUCAACUGGAACUGCCCGUGUUUGGGGGGCAUGGCCAGCGGACCAUGUGGCUCUCAGUUCAAGGAGGCCUUUUCCUGUUUCCAUUACAGUAAAGAAGAGGUGAAGGGCUCGGAGUGCAUUGACUACUUCCGUAACAUGCAGGAGUGCAUGCAGAAGUAUCCUGAGCUCUAUCCUCAGGAGGAAGAAAACUCUGCCCAAACGGAGUCCAGCUCCGAACCUGAAUCUGCUGCCCCCGCUGAGGGCUCAGCAUCACCCCCUGAAAAUGACUCUAGUCCAGGCACGUCUACAGCCGAGCCCACCUCACCUACAGACAGCCAGACUGCCAGUUAAGGUCAACCAGUCAUCAUUCACAGAUCUCUGUGUGCGAGCACUGCCCAACAUGAAGGAUGCUCCACGACGAGCUCUGAUCGGCACCGCCUCUUUUCUUAUUUCAGCCCAGAGAGAGGCUAUAGACUGACAGUCUGGGAAUUACUUACAGAAGCCAUCAGAGGAGGACUUUGUGAAUGCAGAGAAACGUAGCAUAUGUACAGAAGUAUAGGUUGCUUUAUUUGCUGAGCACUUAUAAAUCAUGAAAUAUGAUUCAAAGGCAGUGGGCCGAGCUAUUCGCUGCAGGGACUUUAGCUGAAGGACUGACUUUCUAUGCAACAGAAAAUUACUUUGCUACUUGUUGUCACUUCUCCAAUCAUAACAUUUGUUGAUUUGUUUUGAUUUUUGUGUAUUUAUAGUCAGGAUAUACUGGGCAUUUAGCACUGACUUGCGACUAAAUAUCAAAUAUGACAAAAGCUCUGAUCGGUUUUCAUCAGAAUGUAUCCAGACGCAGUUCACUGAAGGGAGCAAAACACAGAGUUGAAGAGGAAACAGCAAACCUAAGCCUCUUAGUGUUGAGAUCACAUUAAUAUUAACACCAUUACAUGUUGGUAUCUUAUAGGAUGUCAGGGUCUUUAUCUGCUGCCAGGUGAACAACUGUCUUUUUUUAAUGACACUGUGUCUGUCCACAUCACUGUCAUUGUCAUUUUUUUGUUUCAGUACUGUUAAAUCUUUGGUUGGAAGCUGUGGUCGGUGUUUAAUGUCGUUCAGGCCUUAAAGGACUUUACAUUUUCUCUCAAAUAUUUCAAAUUAAAAUAUUAAUGAGA
This is a messenger RNA of Sphaeramia orbicularis (orbiculate cardinalfish), 1433 nucleotides long. It is a transcript of the gene chchd4a, whose product is annotated as coiled-coil-helix-coiled-coil-helix domain containing 4a. The coding region runs from base 157 to 630 and encodes 157 amino acids. Gene Ontology annotation, cellular component: mitochondrial intermembrane space. The record is from RefSeq and is a predicted model, not a curated record. Lineage: Eukaryota; Metazoa; Chordata; Actinopteri; Kurtiformes; Apogonidae. The transcript is spliced from 3 exons. Gene Ontology annotation, molecular function: protein-disulfide reductase activity. Gene Ontology annotation, biological process: protein import into mitochondrial intermembrane space.